UAUAAAUAUACAGAUAUGGAGAAACAUAGUUUUCAUUAAAACUCUUCAGAAUCUAAAAAAAAGCGUUCAUAUGAAAAGGGGGAUACCAAUUUGUGAACUCGCUCAAAAUAAAACAGAAGGGAUAUCAACAAAUUUCAAUUCAGUUUGAGGCUUUGAACUUCUUCACGACACCACUGUUCCUCAACGGCCAAAUCGAGCUUUAGAGUUAAAGUAGUAAUUUUCAUCGAGUCAAUUACCAAAUCUUUACCUUUCAGUUUCUGGCCAUCUUAAAGGUCGUGACUAAGUUGUUCAUAAGAACGCAGCUUUUGCAGUCUGUAUUGGAACAUUGGGGGAGGACUACAAAUGACUAGCAGACAGAGAAUCCUCGGUGGAGGGGUUCAGCAUUUGUUGGACUAUCUGAGGCGAAUGCACUCCGAAAAUCCGGCAUUCUUCUAUGCUGUUCAAGAUGAUAACGGAUCUUCUAAUGGAAACAUUUUUUGGGCCGAUGCAACUGCCAGGAUGAACUAUCACUAUUUUGGGGACACUAUCAAAUUGGACACUUCCUAUCGAGCUAAUUGCUAUAGCGUACCUUUUGCCACUUUCACUGGUUUAAAUCAUCAUGCCCAGCCUGUUCUCUUUGGCUGUGCUUUGCUUUUCAGCGAGUCUGAGACCUCACUUGUCUGGCUCCUCCAAACUUGGCUUCAAGCAAUGUCUGCACAGAAGCCUGUUUCCAUCACAACUGACACGAAUCAUCUCAUACAGAUGGCUAUUGGUCAUGUUCUGCCAGAAACGCGCCACCGUCUUUGUAAAUGGAGCAUACUUCGAGACACCAAGGAGAAGCUGACCCAUGUAUGUCAAACACAUCCAACCUUUGAAAUUGAAUUUAUGAAGUGCAUCAAUGAAGCAGAGACACUUGAGGAGUUUGAAUCUCAGUGGAAGUCACUCCUAGAAAGAUAUUACCUCAGGGAUAAUGAAUACCUUCAAUCAAUUUAUAUUGCUCGCCACCACUGGGUUCCUGUUUUCAUGCGAGAGACAUUUUUUGGGGAUUUUUUAAGUGAUGAAGACAAUGAUGCCAAAAACACUUUCUUCGAUGGGUUUGUGAAUGCUUCUACCUCUAUCCAGUUAUUAAUUAAAUACUAUGAAAAAGCCAUUACAAUCUGGCAUGAAAAGGAAUUUAAUGCAGAUCUUGACUCUAAUAAUACUACACCAAUUCUAAAGACACCAUCGCCUAUGGAAAAACAAGCAGCUGAUCUCUAUACGAGGAAGGUGUUCAUGAAAUUUCAACAAGAGCUGGUUGAGACCCUUGCAAAUCCUGCAACUAAAAUUGGUGACUCUGGAGCAAUCACAACAUAUCAUGUUGCAAAAUUUGGGGAAGAGCACAAGGCGCACACGGUUAGGUUCAACACACUUGAGUUGACAGCUAACUGUAGCUGUCUAAUGUUUGAAUUUUCAGGUAUAAUUUGUAGACAUGUGUUAUCUGUGUUCAGAACCAAAAAUGUUCUUACGCUUCCUUCCCAAUACAUUUUGAAACGUUGGACAAGAAAUGCCAAGACUGGUGGUGGAGGCACUAUAGAGGAAAAUCCUUUAGAGUUACCUAGCAAUUCACAAGAGUCUUUAACUAUGCGUCAUAAUAGUUUGCGGCAGGAGGCUAUUAAAUUUGUUGAAGAAGGGGCUAAAUCUAUUCAUAGUUAUAAUGUCGCAAUGAAUGCUCUGAAAGAGGCUGCAAAAAAGGUUUCUGCUGCAAAGAAGAAAAACACUGACAAAACUCAGGUGACCAACAUGGUAAAUGGAUGCAAUCAAGGAGUGGAUGAAGGAGAUAUUGAUCAAGCAGAUUCAGGUCAAUCCAAGGAAGAGAAGGAACAAAAGAUUCGUGAAUUGACUGCCAAGUUAGAUUGCAUAAAUCAACGCUCUGAAAUUUAUCGUGCCAAUCUAUUAGCAGUUUUGAAAGACAUGGAGGAGCAGAAAUUAAAGCUAUCUGUGAAAGUGCAGAAUGCACGACUUAGCUUAAAAGAGUGACUUCUUUCAUUUUCUCGUUUCAAUGCAGGAGAAUGCUUGAAAGUUUUCUCUCACAUUUUGAAGUUAGCUCUCAUUCAGUCAUUGAUGAGAGUCAAGAAGAUGAAAUGUAUAUAGCCAGAAUCUAGCUAGCAUUUUUUUCCAGCAAGAUUCUUGCAAGUAGGACGAGGGAGACUCCUGAUUGCUAUAAUAUAAAGGUUGCGAAUAAGAAAUUAUCAUUUUUUCUCGUUCAUGCGUCUUUCUAAUUUAACCUAAGAUGCUAUAAUAUGCACAAAUUUACUCUUGCAUUUGUUUGACACACUUUCAGAAACGGUAAUCCUAUCAUCAUUCAGGACUAUGAAGAACUUUUUAUUUUCUUUUUC
Nicotiana attenuata is the source of this 2354-nucleotide messenger RNA. RefSeq names its product protein FAR1-RELATED SEQUENCE 9. The transcript has 4 exons. Gene Ontology annotation, molecular function: zinc ion binding. Gene Ontology annotation, biological process: regulation of DNA-templated transcription. The coding region runs from base 343 to 1995 and encodes 550 amino acids. The record is from RefSeq and is a predicted model, not a curated record. Lineage: Eukaryota; Viridiplantae; Streptophyta; Magnoliopsida; Solanales; Solanaceae.